AUGGCUCCCGAACCUAACCCAGAUCACACAGAGAAGAAGACCCAUCUGAUGGACGCUUCUGGCGCGGAGCGCAAGGACGAGGAUGACACGGCGACCGCCAUCCUCAAGAAGAAGAAGAAGCCCAACCAGCUGAUGGUUACUGAUGCCGUCAACGAUGACAACUCCAUCAUCGCCCUCUCGAACAACACCAUGGACACUCUCCAGCUGUUCCGUGGCGACACCGUCCUCGUCCGGGGCAAGAAGAGAAAGGACACCGUACUUGUUGUCCUUGGUGAUGAUGACCUCGAUGAUGGCAGCUGUCGUCUGAACCGUGUGGUGCGACACAACCUGCGUGUGAAGCACGGUGACAUUAUCACCAUCCACGCCUGCCCCGACAUCAAAUACGCCAAGAGAAUCGCCGUCCUGCCGAUCGCCGACACCGUCGAGGGUCUCACCGGUUCUCUGUUCGACGUUUUCCUUGCCCCAUAUUUCCGAGAGGCUUACCGGCCAGUCCGUCAAGGUGAUCUUUUCAUUGCCCGUGGAGGCAUGAGACAGGUCGAGUUCAAGGUCGUCGAGGUCGAUCCCCCAGAGUACGGUAUUGUUGCCCAGGACACAGUUAUUCACUGUGAGGGCGAGCCCAUCCAGCGGGAUGAGGAGGAGAACAACCUCAACGAAGUGGGCUACGAUGACAUCGGUGGAUGCCGAAAGCAGAUGGCACAGAUUCGUGAGAUGGUUGAGCUUCCCUUGCGACACCCACAGCUGUUCAAGUCCAUCGGCAUCAAGCCCCCUCGUGGUGUGCUUUUAUUCGGCCCCCCGGGUACCGGUAAGACACUGAUGGCUCGAGCUGUCGCCAACGAAACUGGAGCUUUCUUCUUCCUGAUCAACGGCCCUGAAAUCAUGUCAAAGAUGGCCGGUGAAUCAGAGUCGAACCUGCGAAAGGCCUUCGAGGAGGCUGAGAAGAACUCGCCGGCUAUCAUCUUUAUCGACGAGAUCGACUCGAUCGCUCCCAAGCGUGAGAAGACAAACGGCGAAGUCGAGCGUCGUGUUGUUUCCCAGCUUUUGACCCUCAUGGACGGCAUGAAGGCUCGGUCCAACGUCGUUGUCAUGGCGGCCACCAACCGACCCAACUCCAUCGACCCAGCUCUCCGUCGUUUCGGUCGUUUCGACCGUGAGGUCGACAUCGGUAUCCCCGACCCAACUGGCCGUCUCGAGAUCCUGCAGAUCCACACCAAGAACAUGAAGCUCGGAGACGACGUGGACUUGGAGCAAAUCGCUGCUGAGACCCACGGUUACGUCGGGUCUGAUGUUGCUGCCCUCUGCUCGGAAGCCGCUAUGCAGCAGAUCCGUGAGAAGAUGGAUCUGAUUGACCUCGACGAGGACACCAUCGAUGCUGAAGUUCUUGACUCUCUUGGAGUCACCAUGGAGAACUUCCGAUUUGCUCUUGGUGUAUCCAACCCAUCUGCCCUGCGCGAGGUCGCCGUUGUCGAGGUGCCCAACGUCCGCUGGGAAGACAUUGGUGGCUUGGAGGGCGUCAAGCAGGAGCUCAAGGAGCAGGUGCAAUACCCUGUGGACCACCCCGAGAAAUUCCUCAAGUUUGGCAUGUCUCCUUCUCGCGGUGUGCUCUUCUAUGGUCCCCCAGGUACGGGUAAGACUAUGUUGGCCAAGGCCGUCGCCAACGAGUGCUCGGCCAACUUUAUUUCCGUCAAGGGCCCCGAGCUGCUAAGUAUGUGGUUCGGUGAGUCCGAGAGCAACAUCCGAGACAUCUUUGACAAGGCUCGUGCCGCCGCGCCGUGCAUUGUCUUCUUGGAUGAGCUGGACUCCAUCGCCAAGGCUCGUGGUGGGUCAGUGGGUGACGCCGGUGGUGCCUCGGACCGAGUUGUCAACCAACUUCUGACUGAGAUGGAUGGCAUGACUUCAAAGAAGAACGUUUUCGUCAUUGGUGCCACCAACCGACCAGAGCAGCUCGACCCUGCCCUGUGCCGUCCUGGCCGUCUGGACUCCCUCAUCUACGUGCCUCUCCCCGAUGAGGCCGGUCGUCUUGGUAUUCUUCAGGCUCAGCUCCGGAAGACACCAGUGUCAUCCAACAUCGACAUUGCUUUCAUCGCCUCCAAGACUCACGGCUUCUCCGGUGCCGAUCUGGGCUUCAUCACGCAGCGUGCCGUCAAGUUGGCCAUCAAGGAGUCCAUCGCUCUCGAUAUCGAGCGCACCAAGGCCCGUGAGGCUGCUGGCGAGGAUGUUGAGAUGGAGGAUGAUGCCGAGGAUCCCGUCCCUGAGCUCGAGAAGCGUCACUUCGAGGAGGCUAUGCAGAUGGCCCGCCGUUCCGUCACAGACGUCGAGAUCCGCCGGUACGAGGCUUUUGCUCAGCAGAUGAAGAACGCCGGCCCUGGUGCGUACUUCAAGUUCCCUGAGGCCGACUCCGCCGCCAACAACGCGGCGGAUUCCUUCGGCGAUGCUGGCAACGAUGAUGGUCUGUAUGACUAA
Molecule: messenger RNA, 2460 nt
Organism: Diaporthe citri
Lineage: Eukaryota; Fungi; Ascomycota; Sordariomycetes; Diaporthales; Diaporthaceae
Exons: 4
Coding region: 1-2460 (819 amino acids)
Biological process (GO): autophagosome maturation; retrograde protein transport, ER to cytosol; mitotic spindle disassembly
Cellular component (GO): VCP-NPL4-UFD1 AAA ATPase complex; nucleus; cytosol
Molecular function (GO): polyubiquitin modification-dependent protein binding; ATP binding; ATP hydrolysis activity
Source: RefSeq, a predicted model, not a curated record